AUGUACGGUGGACGGCCUGCUGUGAACGUAUCAAAAAUCUGCACUGGCUUAAGCCCCGAGUUUGUGAUGAAUAGGAUACAAAACAUCGAAUUGAAAGCACAUUGUGACCGCAGUUACAUGCAACUACCAAGACCAGGGAAUGGUGGUGUGGAUCUGUUCGGAAAUUACGAAGGAUUCUUGAUCUUAGUUCAAUGCAAAAAUAGGAGGCGAAAUAUAGGUCCCGAGAUCCUACGUGACCUGGAAGGGGUUUUAUCGAGGUACCACAAUGGUACUACAAUUGGAAUCCUUGUAGUCCCUUUCAAGGAAAAUUAUACCUCUGGGACAAUAAGAAGAGCUAGAACAUCAAGAUAUAACAUCAUAUUAACGGAUGUUAGAUAUCUAUAUCUUGAUCUCGUUCAGUUCGCUGAGGAACGAUCUUGUUCGGUUCAUUGA
Molecule: messenger RNA, 432 nt
Organism: Funneliformis mosseae
Lineage: Eukaryota; Fungi; Glomeromycota; Glomeromycetes; Glomerales; Glomeraceae
Source: the annotation of a GenBank genome assembly